Molecule: messenger RNA, 180 nt
Organism: Bathycoccus prasinos
Lineage: Eukaryota; Viridiplantae; Chlorophyta; Mamiellophyceae; Mamiellales; Bathycoccaceae
Product: 50S ribosomal protein L33
Exons: 1
Coding region: 1-180 (59 amino acids)
Biological process (GO): translation
Cellular component (GO): large ribosomal subunit; ribosome
Molecular function (GO): structural constituent of ribosome
Source: RefSeq, a predicted model, not a curated record
AUGGCAAAAGGCGCGACGAAAGCCGGCGCGAUCCUGGUCCGCGUGGUCUCCACGUUAGACACCGGGUUCUUCUACGUGAAACGGAAAAACCCGAAGAAGAUGCCGAAUAAGUUGGAGUUUCGGAAGUACGAUCCGAGAGCGAGGAAACACUGCUUGUUCGUGGAGAGUAAGCAAAAGUAG